Propithecus coquereli (Coquerel's sifaka) is the source of this 1729-nucleotide messenger RNA. It is a transcript of the gene ST3GAL4, whose product is annotated as ST3 beta-galactoside alpha-2,3-sialyltransferase 4. The coding region runs from base 152 to 1153 and encodes 333 amino acids. Gene Ontology annotation, molecular function: sialyltransferase activity. The transcript is spliced from 11 exons. Gene Ontology annotation, biological process: glycolipid biosynthetic process. NCBI's taxonomy places the organism in Eukaryota, Metazoa, Chordata, Mammalia, Primates, Indriidae. The record is from RefSeq and is a predicted model, not a curated record.
UCGCCCGCUCCCAGGCCGGCCCUGCGCCGGGACCGCGGCCGAGGAGCCGCCGGCGCCCAGCGGACCGGACCGCCCCGCCCGCCCCGCGAGGGUGGCCGGAGGCAGCCAGGAUGACAGCUCUCCCCAGGAGCCCUGCUGCCCGCUGAGGAACAUGAUCAGCAAGUCCCGCUGGAAGCUGCUGGCCAUGCUGGCUCUGGUGCUGGUCGUCAUGGUGUGGUACUCCAUCUCCCGAGAAGACAGGUACAUGGAGCUUUUUUAUUUUCCCAUCCCAGAGAAGAGGGAGCCGUGCCUGCAGGGCGAGGCAGAGAGGAAGGCCUCUAAGCUCUUUGGCAACAACUCCCGAGACCAGCCCAUCUUCCUGCAGCUUAAGGAUUAUUUCUGGGUCAAGACACCGUCUGCCUACGAGCUGCCUUAUGGGACCAAGGGGAGCGAAGACGUGCUCCUCCGAGUGCUAGCCAUCACCAGCCACUCCGUGCCUGAGAGCAUCCAGAGCCUCAAGUGCCGCCGCUGCGUGGUGGUGGGCAACGGGCACCGGCUGCGGAACAGCUCGCUGGGAGACGCCAUCAACAAGUACGACGUGGUCAUCAGAUUGAACAACGCCCCAGUGGCCGGCUAUGAGGGCGACGUGGGCUCCAAGACCACCAUGCGUCUCUUCUACCCCGAAUCUGCUAAUUUUGACCCCAAAGUGGAAAACGACCCGGACACGCUUCUUGUCCUGGUAGCUUUCAAGGCGAUGGACUUCCAUUGGAUCGAGACCAUCCUCAGCGACAAGAAGCGGGUGCGAAAGGGUUUUUGGAAACAGCCUCCCCUCAUCUGGGAAGUCAACCCCAAACAGAUUCGGAUUCUCAACCCCUUCUUCAUGGAGAUCGCGGCUGACAAGCUGCUGAGCCUGCCGAUGCAGCAGCCACGGAAGAUCAAGCAGAAGCCCACCACGGGCCUGCUGGCCAUCACCCUGGCCCUCCACCUGUGCGACCUGGUGCACAUCGCCGGCUUUGGCUACCCAGACGCCCACAACAAGAAGCAGACCAUCCAUUACUACGAGCACAUCACGCUCAAGUCCAUGGCGGGCUCGGGCCACAAUGUGUCCCAGGAGGCGCUGGCCAUUAGGCGGAUGCUGGAGAUCGGAGCCAUCAAGAACCUCACGUGCUUCUGACGCGGGCGAGAGCGCAACCCACCAGUUGCCGGCUCUGCUGCCUGGGUGACCCCCAUCCAUGGCCGUGCCUGAUGCCAGCGUGACCCACUUGGACUCACUGCCUGUGGACAGAGUCCCGGGACCGGCCAGGUCUGAGACGAGGCCGUGCACCAGCCGCUCCUGUGGAGCCCAGAUCCAGUCAGCGUGGGGGCCCUGGGCCGCAGGCGCCCGGCCGAGGCGGGGGCUUGUUGCCGCAGCACCUCCUCUCUGCCGGCACCGAGGGAUUAUUUAACAGGCUAUUUAACUAUAGGGCAGGAAGGUGCCGUGGGCUGGUCCCAUGGCAUCUAGGAAAGAGGCCAGUACAGUGUUCUGCCCGCUUUUUAUAAACUUACAUGCGAUGGGCCUACGAAGGCCCAGACACAGAGCCGGUCUCCCAGGAGGGUGAGGACAUCGAGAUUGGUGGGUGCCCUCCAGAGAGGGGCUGCUACCUCCCAGCAGGCAUGGGAAGAGCACUGGUAUGGGGGUUCCACUGAGAAGGGGACCUCAUUGAGAAAAGAGGUAAAAACCCACCAUUAAACUAUUUUUCCUAAAACGGAA